Penicillium oxalicum is the source of this 1602-nucleotide messenger RNA. RefSeq names its product putative amidase. Bases 1 to 1602 code for a protein of 533 amino acids. The record is from RefSeq and is a predicted model, not a curated record. Gene Ontology annotation, molecular function: catalytic activity. The transcript has 3 exons. NCBI's taxonomy places the organism in Eukaryota, Fungi, Ascomycota, Eurotiomycetes, Eurotiales, Aspergillaceae.
AUGUCCGUUCUGUUUACCAGCAUCUCGGACAACAAUCCAGUCAAGCCGGGGGAUGCGGAGGACCUCAUCGCCCCUUUAGGGCUAACGAUCGAUCCCUCCGAGUCCGACGAUUUUCACACUCUUCUCGCUGCCCUUCAUGACUGCGCCGAGGGAGUGGCCUCUCUUCCAGAUUACCAGCCCACAUCUGAUCAAGCCAGAUAUCCUCGUGAGAACAUUCGUCGCCCAAGUCAAAAAGAGCAAGUCUAUGGCCAAGCAUGGGCCCACAGAUUCUUGAUCCGAGGAAACCCCCAAGGCGGUGCUCUGGCGGGCAAGUCUUUUAGUCUUAAAGAUGUGAUCGCAGUGGCGGGCGUUCCUCAAUUAAUGGGUAGUGAUAUCAUUCCAUCAUGGACACCCACGUCAGAUGCGACGGUGGUGACGCGCAUUCUGCACGCUGGGGCUGAUAUCCAGGGAACAUCGACGUGUGAGAAUUACUGUCACUCGACUUCGUCUUUUACAAGUGCACAAGGCACGGUUGAAAACCCUCAUGCUCCUGGUUAUUCCGCAGGAGGGAGCACCUCGGGGGGUGCGGCCCUUGUUGCCGGGGAUGUGGUCGAUCUCACUAUUGGAGGUGAUCAGGGUGGCAGUAUCCGUGUGCCAGCGUCAUUUUGCGGCUGUGUCGGGCUUAAGCCUACACAUGGACGUGUUCCAUUCACCGGUAUCAGCAGUGGCGAUGCUAUCAACGAUCACGCUGGACCCUUGGCGAGAACUGUUCUCGAUGCUGCCAUUUGCCUCGAUGUCAUCGGUGGCUACGAUGGCAUUGACGACCGGUCUCUCGGCAGCCCUGCGCCGGGAUCGACGACUUUUGCCGCAAAUUUGCGACAAAGCUCCCAGAAUCUAGAAGGAGUUCGAGUCGGUAUAUUAAAAGAAGGAUUUGAUCAUAGCUUUGUCAGCCCCAGUGUCAGACACUCAGUCUUGACGGCCGCCAAAAAGUUUCAAGAGUUCGGUGCCUCUAUUGAGGAGGUAUCUCUACCAGAUCACCUAAACGGACCCGCGAUCUGGACCAUCCAGCAACGAAUGGCUGGAGCUCAAACCCUCCUGGGCCUCAAUACCGGGCGCAGGGGCUUAGGUAUGACAGAGAUGGAAUCUGCACGGUUGCCGUGGUCCGAUGACCGUUUCCAGCGUGCUUUCCCUUCAACAAAAAACGUUUUGAUCAAUGGGCUGUACCUGAUGCGCAACUUUCCUGGACUUUAUGGCAAGGCUAUCAAUGUCGGACGACAGAUCAGUGACAAGUUCGAGGCGCUAUUCAGAGAAUUCGAUGUGCUCGUCAUGCCGACAACUCCAAUUGUGGCUCCCAAGAAUGGCGCCCGGGGUCUUCCUCUAGAUUCAUUGAAGCCAAGCAUGGGUUUGACGAUCAACACAGCCAUUUUCAAUGUAACCGGUCAUCCGGCCAUAUCCAUACCCAUUGGAUAUGCUCCGGCUUUAGAGGAUGUCGAGACCAUGCUUCCAGUUGGCAUGCAAUUAGUUGGAGGGCUGUGGAAAGAGGAGAAGAUUCUUCGGCUGGCACACAUUUGGGAGACCAAACAUGAUUGGAAGAAGAUGCAAUUUUCAACGCACACGAAUUAG